ACGGAAGAAUGGAUUCUUUAAAUUGACUUCCGCCGGAAGCGAUUUCCCUUUCCUUUCAGCGGCACGAAGCAAGAUGGCGGCGCAGAUCUCUAAGAAGAGGAAGUUUGUUGCAGACGGCAUCUUUAAAGCUGAGCUGAAUGAGUUCCUGACUCGCGAGCUUGCGGAGGAUGGCUACUCCGGAGUGGAGGUGCGCGUCACCCCCACCAGAACAGAGAUCAUCAUCCUCGCCACACGGACGCAGAACGUGCUUGGUGAGAAAGGCCGCCGCAUUCGUGAGCUGACCGCUGUUGUUCAGAAGAGAUUUGGAUUCCCAGAGAACAGUGUUGAGCUUUAUGCCGAGAAGGUUGCCACCAGGGGUCUGUGUGCCAUCGCUCAGGCCGAGUCCUUGCGCUACAAGCUGCUGGGGGGGCUGGCAGUGCGUAGAGCCUGCUACGGUGUGCUGCGGUUCAUCAUGGAGAGUGGUGCAAAGGGCUGUGAGGUGGUGGUGUCUGGGAAGCUCAGAGGCCAGAGAGCCAAGUCCAUGAAGUUUGUCGAUGGGCUGAUGAUCCACAGUGGUGACCCUGUCAACUACUACGUUGACACAGCUGUCCGCCACGUCCUGCUUAGACAGGGUGUGCUGGGUAUCAAGGUCAAGAUCAUGUUGCCUUGGGAUCCCACCGGCAAGAUCGGCCCCAAGAAGCCCCUUCCCGACCACGUCAGCAUCGUGGAGCCCAAGGAUGAGGUCCUGCCUACCACCCCCAUUUCUGAGCAGAAGGGUGCCAAGCCCGAGGCCCCCGUUAUGCCUCAGGCGGGUCCUGUUGCCACAGCAUAAAGGUAUCCACUGACAUCUGGAGAUGGAAGUUUGUGGACAAUUUCUGUAAAAAUUUCAAUAAAACAGUAAAAGACA
Messenger RNA from Lepisosteus oculatus (spotted gar), 886 nucleotides. It is a transcript of the gene rps3, whose product is annotated as ribosomal protein S3. NCBI's taxonomy places the organism in Eukaryota, Metazoa, Chordata, Actinopteri, Semionotiformes, Lepisosteidae. Gene Ontology annotation, cellular component: nucleus; cytosolic small ribosomal subunit. Gene Ontology annotation, biological process: translation; positive regulation of apoptotic signaling pathway. Gene Ontology annotation, molecular function: structural constituent of ribosome; RNA binding. The record is from RefSeq and is a predicted model, not a curated record.